Molecule: messenger RNA, 3979 nt
Organism: Anopheles aquasalis
Lineage: Eukaryota; Metazoa; Arthropoda; Insecta; Diptera; Culicidae
Product: xanthine dehydrogenase/oxidase-like
Molecular function (GO): iron ion binding; 2 iron, 2 sulfur cluster binding; FAD binding
Source: RefSeq, a predicted model, not a curated record
GAAAUGUUGUCUUCGAUCGGAACAUACAUUUGGGGCAGCUCGAGCUAUGAAAGCCCCCUUUCUGAGGUCACUUUUACCAUCAAUGGCAAGGCGUACACUGCACAAGCGGCAACUGUUCCCCUAACCACGUCCCUCAGCACGUUCAUUCGCACCACUGCCCACCUUACCGGGACCAAGACGAUGUGUUUGGAGGGAGGAUGUGGCGUUUGUAUCGUGAACAUGUCCGGAGUGCAUCCCUUCACCAAGGAAACUCGCAGCUGGUCAGUGAAUUCGUGUUUGUUUCCCGUUUUCGCCUGCCAUGGGUUCGACAUCAAAACGGCCGAAGCCAUCGGUAACAAGACGGACGGUUACCAUCCAACCCAGGAACGGUUGGCUCAGAAGAACGGGACCCAGUGUGGCUUCUGUUCACCCGGGAUGGUGAUGUCGAUGUACAGUUUGAUGGAGGCGAAGCGCGGUUCCGUGACGAUGGAACAGGUCGAGAAUGCGCUCGGUGGCAACAUCUGUCGCUGCACUGGCUAUCGGCCGAUCUUAGACGCGUUCAAAUCGUUGGCGGUGGAUGCGGAUGGUGCGAUGGUACAGGACAUUGAAGAACUGCAGAUUUGUCCGAAAACUGGUUCACUUUGCUCGGGACAGUGUCCUGUGGCGGCUGCGCGAAUUGAACCGGAACGUCCGGUGCAGCUCGUGUUCGCCGAUAACCAAGAGUGGCACAAGGUGUUCACGGUGAACGAUGUGUUUGCGAUCUUUGACCAGAUUGGCUCGAGACCCUACAUGCUGGUCGGCGGGAACACGGCCCAUGGUGUUUAUCGUCGCGAUGAAUCGCUGGAGGUGUUUAUCGACAUAAACAACGUGACGGAGCUUCGCAGUUACUAUCACACCGCAACCGAAUUGCUCAUCGGGGCGAACGUUAACCUGAGCGAAUUUAUCGAAAUCCUUACAAAGGCGGCCAGCAAUCGUCCGACCUACGAGUACUGCCGGGAACUGGCGCAGCAUCUCGAUCUAGUUGCUCACCCGGCGGUGCGUAACGUUGGUUCGAUCGCUGGAAAUCUGAGCAUCAAAAACCAACAUCCAGAGUUUCCCUCGGAUGUGUAUCUGCUGCUGGAAGCGGUCGGUGCCAAGUUGAGCGUAGCCGAAACACGCAUCAGAACGACCCCGAUGACGGCACAGGAGUUUGUCCGGCGAAGCUUGCACAAGAAGGUCCUGAAAAGCAUCUCGCUGCCACCGAUCGAUCCGAGUGCGAGUGCCUUCCGAUCGUACAAGAUCAUGCCACGGGCACAAAACUGCCACGCCUACGUUAACGCCGCCUUUUUGGUGCAGUUCAGCGACGAUCGAAGAACGGUCCAUUUGGCAACCCUUUGCUUCGGUGGAAUAAAACCCAAAUUCACGCAUGCAACGGAAACGGAACAGUUUCUCGUGGGCAGGAAACUGUUUGACGACGCCACACUGAAGGAAACUUUCGAAAAGCUGACUGGCGAGCUGGAACCAGACUGGGUGCUGCCGGAUGCUUCCUCGGAGUACCGCAAACAGGCAGCAAUCGCCCUCUUCUAUCGGUAUGUGUUGAGCUUGGCCCAGAAGCACGAUGUUGCCAUCAAUCACCGGUUCGCGUCCGGUGCGUCUGUCCUGAAGCGACCCCUUUCGUCCGGAGUGCAAAAAUUCGAAACGAAUGAAAAGAACUGGCCACUUACGCAAAACAUACCCAAGCUGGAGGGCCAUGCGCAGGCUUCCGGUGAGGCCAAGUUCACAAACGAUAUGCCACCGAUCCAUGGGGAACUGCACGCGGCGUUUGUAGUGGCAACUCGAGCGAAUAGCAAGAUCGGUCUGAUCGAUCCGGCCGAUGCGUUGAAAUUGCCCGGGGUCGUGGCGUUCUACUCCGCGAAGGACAUUCCCGGGACGAACAACUUCAUGUCCGAUGCGAUGAUACCGUUUUUCCCGGAUGUGGAGGAAAUAUUUUGCAGUGGCAUGGUACUGUACCAUGGCCAACCGGUCGGUGUAAUCGUGGCCGAAAGGUUCGAUAUCGCUAACCGCGCCGCCAAACUAGUGAAAAUCAUCUACGAACGUGUAUCGAACGAGCCCAUCUAUCCGACCAUCAAAGCGUUACUCCAGAACCAACCAAAACAACGUAUCGUGGAUCAACCGGCAGCCAGUGGCCGGGAUACGGGUUCAACGGUGGGCGUAGAGGUAGCGAACACGAUUCGUGGACGGCUCGAGCUGGAAGGACAGUAUCACUUCACGAUGGAGACGCAAACCUGCGUCUGCGUACCGAUCGAGGACGGGAUGGAUGUGCAUGCCGCAACGCAGUGGAUCGAUCUGUGUCAGGUAGCGAUCGCUUCGAUGUUGAAGGUGCCCGAGAACAGUCUCAACUUUACCGUGCGCCGGCUGGGAUCCGGUUACGGAUCCAAGCUGACCCGUUCAUCACAGAUCGCGUGCGCUUGUGCACUGGCCGCCCAUCUCACCCGGCGCCCGGUACGUUUUGUGAUGACGCUCGAGGCAAACAUGGGUUCGAUUGGCAAGCGGUACGGUUGCAUCAGCAACUAUCAGCUCGAUGUCGACGCGAAGGGCAAAAUUCUCCGCUUGACCAACAACUUCAUGCAGGAUUACGGUAGCAAUCUGAACGAAAACAUCGUCGACGAUGCAAAGAAAACGUUUGGACUGUCGUACAACUCGAGCUCGUGGGUGGUGGAGGGUAAAGCGGUGCUUACCGAUUCCCCUGCCAACACCUGGAUGCGAGGACCGGGGACGACCGAGGGUAUGGCAAUGAUCGAAACCAUCAUGGAGCAUAUCGCCUGGGAAACGGGGGUCGAUCCGAUGGACGUUCGGUUGCUGAACAUGCAGGAAAGCAACGAGCUUCGGCAGCUGUUGCCAGAGUUUCGCCAGGACGUUGGUUACGAUCAGCGCCGGAAGUCGGUCGAUGACUUUAAUGCAGCGAAUCGUUGGAAGAAACGGGGCAUUGCCAUAACGACGAUGCAGUAUCCUUUGUUUUACUUCGGUGGUCUGCAUGUAGUGGUGUCUGUUUACGGGAAGGAUGGUUCCGUAGCGAUUACCCACGGAGGGAUCGAAGUAGGUCAGGGUAUCAAUACAAAAGCGGCACAGGUGGCUGCGUACACGCUCGGUUUGCCGCUGAAGAAGAUUGCCAUGAAACCGAGCAGCAAUCUGACGUCACCAAACACCGUGAUGACGGGCGCAUCGAUGACGAGUGAAGUCGUUUGCUUUGCUGUCAAGCGUGCAUGCGAGAUGUUGAACGAAAGAAUCAAACCGAUCCGGGACGAGUUCAAGGAUGCAUCGUGGGAAAAAAUCACCCAAAUAUGCUACACGCGGGACAUUGACCUGAGCGCGAUGUAUCACUACAAAAGCUCCGAACUCAAGCCGUAUACCAUCUUGGGGGCUUGUUGUGGCGAAGUGGAGAUCGAUCUACUGACGGGAAACAUUCAGCUGCUUCGUGUCGAUAUCCUUGAGGAUACGGGUGAAAGUAUGAGCCCCGGUGUUGAUGUUGGACAGAUCGAAGGUGCAUUUAUUAUGGGUGUUGGUUACUGGCUAUCGGAAGCUCUCGUGUACGAUAUGUCCAGUGGGGCACUGCUCACCACUAGGACGUGGAACUACAAACCACCCGGCGCGAAAGACAUCCCGGUGGACUUCCGGGUACGCAUGGUACAAACCAGAGACAACCAGGUAGGAGUGUUGCGCUCGAAGGCAACCGGUGAACCGGCCCUGACCAUGAGCAUUGUCGUGCUGUUUGCCAUGCGCUACGCUCUGAGGUCAGCGCAGAAGGAUGCAGGCCGUCCGGACACUUGGAUUCCGCUCGGAUCUGCCACAACACCGGAGCAAACGUUCCUCAAAUCAUUCAAUUCGAUCGAUCAGUACCGAUUGAAUUAGUACCUCCGAGUUAGAAUGACGGCAGUUUGGAACAAGAGUAACAUACAACUCCUCAAUAAAGCAAGGUCGUGAGAGGGCUUCAGGGUUAAGUGGGGGACCGUGUUGCCGUCUU